Messenger RNA from Monoraphidium neglectum, 747 nucleotides. RefSeq lists its product as hypothetical. The record is from RefSeq and is a predicted model, not a curated record. The coding region runs from base 1 to 747 and encodes 248 amino acids. Gene Ontology annotation, molecular function: S-adenosylmethionine-dependent methyltransferase activity. Lineage: Eukaryota; Viridiplantae; Chlorophyta; Chlorophyceae; Sphaeropleales; Selenastraceae. The transcript is spliced from 6 exons.
AUGUCAGACAACCCGGGCGUGCCCGCGGCGCGCAGCGUGCAUGUCAGACCAGGGGAGGAGUUGGAUCUGGAAGAGUACAAUCAGCGCUGGCACAAGAUCUGGGCCGACGGCCUGCAGCCGGGGCAGCGCUUCGACGCCGGAAAGUGCUCCCCGCUGCUGCUGCACCUCCUGUCCACCGGCGAGGCGCCCGCCGCCGGCCGCCGCGUGCUCGUGCCGGGCUGCGGGCGCGGGUACGACGUGCUCGCCGCCGCGACCGCCGGCGCCGCGCUGGCGGUUGGGCUGGACCUGGCGCAAGAGGCGGUGGCGGCGGCAAGCGCUCUGCGCGACGAGUCGCUCACGGCCGACGCGGCGGCGCGUGCACAAUUCGAAGCGUGCGAUUUUUUCACCUACCAGCAUCCUGACGGGCCGUUUGACCUGGGCUAUGACUACACAUUCUUGUGCGCGCUGCCGCCGCAGGCGCGCCGCGCGUGGGCCGAGGCCUGGGCGCGCCACCUGGCGCCUGGCGGGGAGCUGGUGACGCUGAUCUUCCCGGUGGAUCCGGGGGCCGACCCUGAUGCCGGGCCGCCGUUCCCGGUGACACCCGAGCUGUACGAGUCACUGCUGCUGGCCGCGGGCUUCGAGCGGGUCAAGCUGGAGCGGGUCCCGAACGGCCUCAGCCACCCGCAGCGCGUGGGACGCGAGUGGCUGGGCCGCUGGCGGCUUCCGAGUGCUGCAGGUCUCGAGCACGGCACUCAGAGCAAGUUCUAG